Messenger RNA from Protopterus annectens (West African lungfish), 1999 nucleotides. It is a transcript of the gene A1CF, whose product is annotated as APOBEC1 complementation factor. The record is from RefSeq and is a predicted model, not a curated record. The transcript has 12 exons. Gene Ontology annotation, molecular function: mRNA binding. Lineage: Eukaryota; Metazoa; Chordata; Ceratodontiformes; Protopteridae. Gene Ontology annotation, cellular component: nucleus. Bases 114 to 1892 code for a protein of 592 amino acids.
GUGACACGUCGCAAAUUCACCAUAAUCAAGGAGAACGUUUCCGGGUGGUGAUCUCUGGAAUUGCUCAGUGAGCACCCCUAAUUACCCUGAUUUAUUGCUGAUAAUCAUUCUCAAUGGAAUCAAAUCAAAAAUCUGGGGAUGGAUUAACUGGUACUCAAAAAGAAGCAGCUCUUCGUACGCUAACACAACGUACUGGAUAUCGUCUGGUCCAGGAAAAUGGACAGAGAAGAUAUGGUGGACCCCCUCCUGGAUGGGAAGGUCCAGCUCCAGAACGAGGCUGUGAAAUCUUCAUUGGCAAGUUGCCCCGUGAUCUGUUUGAAGAUGAACUUGUGCCAUUAUGUGAAAAGAUUGGUAAAAUAUAUGAAGUCAGAAUGAUGAUGGACUUUAAUGGUAACAACAGAGGAUAUGCAUUUGUAACAUUCACUAAUCGACAAGAUGGCAAAAAUGCAAUCAAGCAGCUAAAUAAUUUUGAAAUCAGAAAUGGACGUCUGCUUGGUGUCUGUGCAAGUGUGGACAAUUGCCGCUUAUUUGUUGGAGGAAUCCCAAAAACAAAGAGAAGAGAAGAAAUUUUAACAGAAAUGAAAAAAGUUACUGAUGGAGUACUUGAUGUGAUUGUAUAUCCGAGUGCAGCUGACAAAGCAAAGAACAGGGGCUUUGCAUUUGUGGAAUAUGAAAGUCAUCGGGCUGCAGCCAUGGCAAGAAGAAAAUUACUACCAGGACGGAUUCAGUUGUGGGGACAUCCAAUUGCUGUAGACUGGGCAGAACCAGAGGUUGAAGUUGACGAAGACACAAUGGCAUCUGUAAAAAUUUUAUAUGUGCGAAACCUGAUGCUAUCAACCCCUGAAGAAGUAAUAGAAAAAGAAUUCAACAAUAUUAAACCAGGUGCAGUUGAACGAGUAAAGAAAAUUAGAGACUAUGCAUUUGUUCACUUCAACAACAGAGAAGAUGCAGUUAAUGCUAUGAAUGCUCUGAAUGGAAAGGUACUGGAUGGUUCUCCAAUUGAAGUGACUUUGGCAAAGCCAGUUGACAAGGACAGUUAUGUGAGGUACACUAGAGGUACUGGUGGAAGAGGCACAAUGCUCCAAGGAGAAUAUGCUUACACAUUAGGGCAUGUGUAUGACCCAGCAACUGCAUAUCUAGGUGCUCCAAUAUUCUAUGCACCGCAGGCUUACACGGCCAUUCCUAGCUUGCAUUUCCCACUGAACAAAGGACAAGUCAGUACUCGAGGAAUAAUCAGGACUCCAUCUGUCAGAGAAAUUUACAUGAGUAUACCUGUAGGGGCAGCAGGAGUUAGAGGUCUAGGAGGACGUGGCUACCUGGCUUAUACUGGCCUCGGCCGAGGCUAUGCUGCAUACCACAUCAAGUCUGACAAGCAAGGAGAAGACAAGCUAUAUGAUAUUUUGCCUGGAAUGGAGCUUACACCAAUGAAUCCUGUAACUUUAAAGCCUCAAGGGAUCAAAAGUGCGCACCAGAUUUUGGAAGAGGUCUGUCAAAAAAAUAACUGGGGUCAGCCUGUCUACCAGCUUCACUCUGCCAUUGGUCAUGACCAGAGACAGCUUUUUCUCUACAAAGUAACAAUUCCAGCCCUUGCCACUCAGUACCCCAAUAUACAUCCCUUCACGCCAACUAAACUAUGUUCGUCUGUUGAUGAAGCCAGAGCAUAUGCAGCAGAACACGUGAUCCACACCCUGGGCAUUCAGACAGAAGGAAAUGAACCUCCUGCUGCCGCAACUUUUCAAGGAUAUACAAUAGCAAGUCCUGCUGUGACAGUGGCAGCAACACAGCUUAAACAAGCCAUGGCUUUAGGGCAAGACCUGGCAGCAUACCCAGCAUAUGAGACAUACCCAGCAUUUGCAGUAGCAACCCGUGGAGAUGGAUAUGGAGCAUUCUGAUGAGUUCCUUGCCAUUGAAGAAAAGUCUAGUCUUUGUCUCAUGAUUUCAGUCUAAUGAUUUAAAUAUACUGUGAUUUUUUUCUAAUAAAAAUUAACAGAAAUGAGAA